Parastagonospora nodorum SN15 is the source of this 654-nucleotide messenger RNA. RefSeq lists its product as hypothetical. The transcript has a single exon. Bases 1 to 654 code for a protein of 217 amino acids. The record is from RefSeq and is a predicted model, not a curated record. NCBI's taxonomy places the organism in Eukaryota, Fungi, Ascomycota, Dothideomycetes, Pleosporales, Phaeosphaeriaceae.
AUGUCAUCUACUCAUCAAACUCGUGAAUCACAAGGCUCGCGCCCUACAUCGCCUGUUCAACCUACCGAUACUGCUUCAACGACGGCAAAUCUACUCAAGGAAGAGCAGCCCUAUUCGAGGGAUCCUUUUGCUCCUAACUACCGCUACUUAGGGUUUACUGAGCAGCAGAAAGCCGGAUGGGUGGAAGAGUGGCCGUUCCCGCUCGUUCCUAACUACUGGGAGAUUAUUGGGUCAGUUGAGCAUGCUGAAUACAGUCGAACUAAAGAUCAGCUUGAUGUGCUGCUUCGCGAGCGCGGGUUAUACGAACAUUUUUAUGAGAUUUUGUAUGGCCCGUUCAAGAGCGCAGGAGACGAUAAGACGGAAGCGUUAGAACCACAAACUCGAGACAGGGUUGCAGAAGCUAGAGAAUAUCUCAAAACCGCUGGCGAUUCAGAGCCAUUAUUAUGGAGGGCGGAGGAGGUGUGGCGAUUGAACAAAUGGAGGCAGCCAGUGAAUAGAGGCGAUGUGAAGGUAGAGAAACUACUUGAGGUUGGAGAUGUGAUAGGAUAUAACUGGAUUCGGAUGCUGCAGGGCAUUCAUGACUGGGUAAAAUACCGUGAAGGAGUAGCUACAGCAGGGGAGGAUACAAGGAAAGAACAGAAAUCGGGCGGCUAG